CUGGGCUGUAUAUAAAAAGUGAACCAGGUGCGUGGAUCAACAGGUGAACACAUCUAUUCCCAACUCUGCUGCAUUAAGGAUUUACUACAUCAUUUUAAAACAGUGGAGGAGCUAGGUAUCUUGUUUUGAGCUGCCUCUGAUGUUGGCUGAGAUGGAAAUGAUGCCCCGACUGUGUCAUGUCCCAAAUGAGUCUGUUCGAGAGGAGUGGAACGCAGUGUCCCCGUCUUGCCAGGAGGUAGACCUGGAGGUGAUUGAGGAAUACCUCCAGGAGCACUCCCUAGAGGUCCAGCCUUUCCCCAUAACCACCUCAUCUCCUGCUGCAGUGGGUCAGCACGCACAUCUCCAGCACCUGCAGGGCACCAGGGUCAUCGAGUACAGUAAAAACAGCUGGUCUGGUCUACAUGCAUAUGAGUGGCACUGUGGACCUCAAACUCCAAAUGAGAAGUACCCUCAGCUAGGCCCCUCUCCAGCCUGGCCCAGCCCACAGGAGAAUCACUGGGAUCAUAUUAUCUAUCCCUAUGAGACACCAUAUGAAGACUCAGAUUCCCAGUCCAGCAGCUCUCAGUAUCAGGAAUACCCGGAUUUCCCAUCUCCAACUUCAGACACGGAAGAUGGGAAAAAGCAAGACAUGAAUCUAGCUCCACUCUCAGGAAAGAGGAAAGAGCGCUUGUUCCAGUUCCUGUUUGAGAUGCUGCAGACUCCAUCCAUGCGGAGCUGCAUUUGGUGGGUUCAGUCGUCCACGGGCACAUUCCAGUUCUCCUCCCAGAACAAGGAGCGUUUAGCUCAGCUGUGGGGCCGGAGGAAAGGAAACCGCAAAACCAUGACCUACCAGAAGAUGGCGCGCGCACUAAGGAAUUACUCCCGCACUGGAGAAAUUCAGAAGGUGAAGAGAAAACUCACCUACAGAUUUGAUGAAAAGACACUGAAGGGACUGCAGGGGGCACCCACCAAUGUCUAGACAGGUGGUGCAAGUAUCCUAUAUGGAAACACUUGGGCAUAACUCGAAACUAUGAAAUGUAA
Molecule: messenger RNA, 1020 nt
Organism: Periophthalmus magnuspinnatus
Lineage: Eukaryota; Metazoa; Chordata; Actinopteri; Gobiiformes; Gobiidae
Product: transcription factor Spi-B
Exons: 6
Coding region: 140-958 (272 amino acids)
Biological process (GO): cell differentiation; regulation of transcription by RNA polymerase II
Cellular component (GO): nucleus
Molecular function (GO): DNA-binding transcription factor activity, RNA polymerase II-specific; sequence-specific DNA binding
Source: RefSeq, a predicted model, not a curated record